AUGAGAGUCGUUCUGGUGAGCUUUUUAAGAGGAUGGGAGUUUUGGAGAGGAGAGGCCAGGAGGCUGGGAAUUGACCUGGCCAAACUCGCCAACGAGCGCAAAUUUGCGUUCGUGGAUGGACUUACUGGGCUUUUCUCUCAUGAAGUCGCGCAUCCUACAUCGACACCGAUAGCACUUCAUGGCAGGCCUCCGGCUCCUCACGCCUCUCGAUUCGUUGCCGCGGCUCGGGCUCCUCCAGCUAGUCGCCCUGCUCCCGUCCACCAAAAAUCCAGUGGACCAACGACACUUCAUUGGUCAAUGGCCGGGAAACUUGAAGCCAUAGAGAGAGAUAUCAUCUCGGCUAUUGAGAGCCUAAAGAGCCAUGCCGGUGAAGAUGAUCGGGUUUCAUCAACAGAGGACGUGCUCCUUGUUAUAGACCAGCCAGAUAUGCUUCUAGCUGCGACGGGACCUGAAGCUGGAAUCGGCGCGGUAGAGGUAAAGGAUAUGAUUAUGGGUUUACGACAGUUGUUCCAGCACGUACACUCUACACUCCUAACACUGGCAGCUGAUGCGCCUCUCAUUCAUUCCGAGGAACAGAGAACGCCUCUGGAACUGGAACACGCGAGUCUAGUGGUCACCAUGGCGUACCAGGCCCGAAUGGUAAUGCAACUAAGAGGGUUAGAAACAGGUGUUGCUCGAGAUGUCAGCGGCGUGUUGCAGAUCAACAAAGGCGUGUCGUUUGCCAAUACAUCUGAUUCGAAACAUAUGGGAGAGGAUGAUAUAGAACCGAAAGAAGUCUUGUACUAUGUUCAGAGCGAUGGAGCAGUGCGGGUCUUUGGUAGAGGCGAAUAG
Uncinocarpus reesii 1704 is the source of this 831-nucleotide messenger RNA. RefSeq lists its product as uncharacterized. The coding region runs from base 1 to 831 and encodes 276 amino acids. The transcript is spliced from 3 exons. Gene Ontology annotation, cellular component: elongator holoenzyme complex. Gene Ontology annotation, biological process: tRNA wobble uridine modification. The record is from RefSeq and is a predicted model, not a curated record. Lineage: Eukaryota; Fungi; Ascomycota; Eurotiomycetes; Onygenales; Onygenaceae.